UAUCUACUCCUCCUCCUCCAACUGUUAGUCUUGUAAUUCAGACAUGGCUGGUUUGUUUUGUUUUUCUUCUAUUGCUUCACUACGACAUCCGCAUAUCUCUCUCUUAGUUUGUCUUCAUUCUUAUGUGUAAACCGCAGUUUGUCGGUACUACAUUCUCUAAGUACUUCACCCCUCCACACUCAGUUUUCUAACUAUCUAUUUGUUUUUGUGGAAUAACACCAUCAACAUUUCCAACGGGGAAAAACAGAGACAGUGCACUUUACAAUCAACGACCACAGAGCUGGCUUAUCAAACACUGUAGUAACUGUUAUUAGAAACUAGUACUAGUUUUCUUGCCUUCCCCACCACUCUUUACUACUGUUAUCAGUACUAGUUUUCUAACCCCUGCUCUUUGCUACUGUUAUUCAUAUUUCCUCUCAUACACACACACAUAUAUAUCUUUUUAAAUAUACACUACACCACACGGAUAUGACUCCAGUUUCACCGCCAUAACAAAAACACAAGCAGCAAGCAAACAACAUCCACACAUCAACAACGUAUAUAUAUAUAUAUAUCAAUAACUAUAGUACAAUAGCUGGUUCGCCCAUCUAUUAUUUUCCCUUUAUAUACACACCUCUUGUACGUUCCUAACGACACCAAUUCACAAUCACAACAUGCCCUUCCUCAAUAGGUUAUUCCAGAGUAAAAGGGCCAGAAAUUACAACAGUAAACCUACAAUUCCGGAGCCAAAAAAGCCAUGGAUUUCCCCUGAAUUUGACAAGAAGCAAGUCCGAUUAGUUGUGUACCUGGACAGUGACCUGCGUGGCCGUCAACUUUUGUUUGAUUCAAAAGCUUUCCCACAGAUGGAAGACAACAAUGAGGAGUUUCUGCAUGUGCGCCGAAAUAAUGCAGUGAUGCUCCCUGGGAAAUGUUCACACGGACUAUAUCCACGACCUGGCAGUGAUGUUGAAAUUCUGGAAGAGAUGAUAUUUGGUUCUGUAGCAAUGGCCUACAAGGGAGCCUCACUCAAAGUCCACAUCCUUAGAUCUCCACAUCAACUCAUGUUAACCAAAGUUUUCUUACCUGAGCAAGAAAAGAAAGAAACUGGCAGUGAAGUUGAUAGUGACUCCUACAUCAGUCUUCCACCUGCAGAUUUAAGUUCUUUGAAGUGCAGUAGUUCCAAAGGAAAUAUAGCCCAUAGCCUGCCAAUGGAUAUGCCUCUAAGGAACUAUGAUGCCGAAGAAGACAGUGGAAGGGCUUCAAUUACUUCUAGUGACAGUUUCACCACCUCAUUUCCAUCACCUGGAAGCAGCACUGCCAGCAGCUACAACAGUCUUCAUCGACGAUGGAUGCGUGCUCAGAAAACAUCCUUGGAGUCACGAGGAAGGAAAGGGUCUCAAGAAAUAGUUGGAUCAGAUACAUCAUCUUUACCAAGAUCUAGAAGAAAUAAACUUGGGAUUGCUGUAUUGUUUAAUUUAUGGAAUGAUGAAGAAAAAAAUAGCAUGUUCUUGACUUUCUUCUUUGCCCACAUUCCUUUAUUUGAGGGCCACUUAGAGAAACUCAGUCAAACUGUCAACCAUGCCUUCAAUAACAAGAAAUAUUUUUUGUCCAUUGUAAUGGAGGGUUUGGAAAUUUUACGAAGUGAUCUGCAUGACUUGUACACAGCCCCACGACUCUCUGAACCAGUGUGGCUCAGUAUGAUGGCCCACAGCAAUUAUAAAUAUGUCCACUGCAAUAAGUUUAUGCAACAGUUCACUGCACUUGUAGACAAAUUUGAAAACAAAAAUACACACUUCUUUAUAAGUACAGUAAUCAGUGCUGUACUCACAUACCACCUAGCCUGGGUACCUACAGUCACUCCCACUGGAGGAACAACAUCAAAAAAAUACAUGGACAAGCAUUCAGCUAAAUGGUUGGAUGCCCUGGCCAGAACACACCCUUACAAUCCCUUGUGGGCCCAGCUAGGAGAUCUUUAUGGAAGUAUUGGAAAUCCACUAAGACUCUCGCGGACUGUGGUCACCGGUAAAAAAGCUGAUUUAGUUUCCAAAAUAUUACACGUUCUCAGCUAUUUUAUCCGCUGUAGUGAGGUGCAUGAAAAUAUUGAUUUAUGCAAUGUGACUUCUGCCUUAGAAGGUGUGUCAUUUGAUGACACAUCCAGCGAGUGCGAACGGACUCUCAGUGAUAUCAUAUCUAUGGACCGUGAAUCAAUCAUGGAUGUUCAGAUUAACAAUUUAAUUAAUGAGUUUCGUACUAAUGAAAUAGAAAAGGAUGAUACUCUUCCUCCCCACGAAAAAGCGUGCAGCAUGACAAGUGCUACUGUACAGGAGCACUUGCCAUGUGAAAAUACGCACAUUGUUGGACAUGCUACAUCACUUGACUCUCAUCAAACUGAUGCUAUAGUAACGGGAAGAAGGAGUAGUAGUAGUAGUAAUAGUGAUGCCACCUCAUUGUGCCAAAAUCAAAAAAAGAAUCGUUCAAAAUUGUCUGAGCAGCUAGCUCAGCAUGACUUCCAGCAGUCCAGCUCCAAGUCCACUUCAUCAAUUUGUGAUGUUCAGAAUGGUUUUAAAGAAGAUGUCAACAGUACAUUUGAUGAAUACUUCACCAGUUCAGAACCGAGGACCAAAGAUGAAAUUGUGGCCAUCUCUGAGGUUGGAUUGCCUAUAGUUGACAUUUUAAGUACUAGUAACUCUAUCGCGACAUCUGUGAUAACGUCCUCAACAUUUCCUGAUGAUGAGGAUUCUCUGCAGGACGGCCAGCCUUCACUUUCUGCAACCAGUUCAAAAACCUCUCUUUCUAAUGGUCAACCAGUCAGUGCUCCAACAAAAGUGUCUUUGGCACGCUCGGUGUCUAGCUUAUCAGAAGCCAGUCGCUCGAGACACAUGUCUUCAGCCAGUGCCAACACUCAUGAUGUGGAACUUAUUGACCCUCUAUUCACCUGUAAAGAAUUACCAAUGCCAAAGUGCAAUAGUCAGGGAACAAAAAAAGCGGUUAGCAGUUUUGCGAAGAAUUUUGGCCGUUCCUUACUGGCAGAUUUUUCCGACCAUUAUUUAUCUGAUUUUGUAUUACAUGGAACAUCAAGUUCACACUUUCAUCGAAAGAUGAACAAAGACCUUCAACAAGCAGUUCAGCACUCUAUCUUGGAUGAACCUAUCACAGAAGCUGUGUGUAUUUUAGCAAACACUGAUGAAUGGAAUGUUAGCAUUGCCAGUAGCUGCAGAAUUGAUAAAUCUCCAAUCCCUUGCUCUGCUUCUCGCUUAGUCUGUGAUAUGGUUGAAUCUGUGUCAGAUCUGUGGAAACUAAAGAUGAGCCCUGAAUUUUGUAUGAUGCAUCUUGAAGAUCGUCUACAAGAGAUCUACUUCAAGAGUAUGAUGUUGGUAGAAUAUGCUCAUGGAAUUAACAAACCCUCUAUGAAAGAACUGACAACAAUGUUGGGGUUUGAUGCCAGUGAUAUUCCAUUGCUAUUAGCUGUGGCAUCAACUCAUUCCAGCCAAGCUGCUUGAACUGAAGCCAAAACAAGACAAAUUGGCAACACAACGUUACACUUUUCUCCUGCCUCAAAAUUAAUGUUGCAGAAGGAAAGAAGUGCGCACACUCACACACACAUGCAUACAUGUAUACACAUACAUGUUUGCAUGCACAUGAAAAUACAAAAAGAGAAUGAAUGAAUGAAUGAAUGGAUGGAUGGAUGGAUGGAUGGAUGAAGGGACAAAAUGGCUAGAAGCCAUAUUGAUUGAAAUGAUUUAUUUAUAUCACCUUAUUAUCCCCAAUUCCUUCCCACACUCUAUUACCCCCACCCCUCCUUGGAGACAAAAUCCUCAAUGACUGCUUUUUAUUGCCCUGCAAGGCCAGCUUUUAACUGAUGUGUGAGGACAUUCACACACUAGCAUGUGCACAUACGCACACACGUGUGUGGGUAUACAUAUGCAUGUGCACGCACACACACACGUGUGUAUCCAUAUAUACACGCGCGCGCGCGCGUGUGUGUAUGUAUAUAUAUACACACACAUACACACAGGCCAGAAGAAAAUGGAUAUUUUCUUUAGAGAGCCGAGACUGAAAGUUAGUGACUGGUCUUAAUUCCCAUUCACACUAACAAUUACUCAAAAUACAUAGGUUCAGUUCUCAAAUGGCUCUUCAAUCAUUUUCCAUUUUCUUUCUGUCUAUAUAUUUAUAAAUUUUUGGCUGAAGCUAUCUAUAUAUCUAUAUUUAUCUGUAAAUCUCUCUCUCUCUCUCUCUCUAUAUAUAUAUAUAUAUAUAUAUAUAUAUAUAUAUAGUAUUGCUGAAAUUACUCUGUUGCUACUCUGAGUUUGUUUAGUAUCCUUACCAAGUAUAAAUAUGUGCUCAAUAAGGAUGCUUGCAAGACCCAGGGUAGCAGCAGAGCAAUCUCAGCAUUUCUAUAAUUAAUAACACCCUAUUUCUGAUUUGAGUAUAUUUUGCUUUUAUUUGUAAAUUCAUAUGUAUACAUGUGUGUAUCUAUAUAUCUAUUUAUAUGUGUGUAUGUGUGUGUGUUUGUAUAUCUAUAUAUAUAUAUAUAUGUAUAUAUAUAUGUGUAUGUGUGUGUAUAUGUAUAUAUAUAUAUAUAUAUGUGUGUGUGUGUAUAUAUAUAUAUAUAUAUAUAUAUAUAUAUAUAUAUAUAUAUAUAUAUAUAUAUAUAUAUAUAUAUAUAUAUAUAUAUAUAAGAGUAUGUGUGUAUGCAUAUAAAAUAUAUAUGUGUAUGUAUGUAUUUAUAUGCUGUUUUAAUCCUAGGAAGGUUGUGUGGAAAAUAAGCAGCUGCCCAUACAAUCAGUUCUUCUUCAAGCCCCUUAUGUUUCCCAAAGGCAAGGGCUGAUACAGUUUGGCACCAAUGUUAUGGUAGAAGUUUCCAGAAUAAAAGAAUGUAACAAUCUAAGAUUAGAUUACCUUACAGACCUCACCUAUGGAUUAUGUCUCAGGUCAGUUUAGCUCCUGAAGCCUUUCACAUGAACAAGUAUGGCAAGGCAUAAAGAUUUGAGAUCAGAGUUUGCACUCUCUCAGAUGGACCCCCUUUGCAAUCAGACCAGCUCCAUCCACUUGAAGAACUGGUUUUAUUUCACCAGCAACUACCUUCACCUCUUUUCCUGUCAGUAUAAACAGUUCCUCUAGGCUUAGAGGCUUAGCUGCUUGAGAAGGCCACAAGUUGGUUGGGUUUGGUUUGUCAGAAGCUAUUUAUGACACACACCAUGAUGAGUACUUAUUCCUUUUUUUUUUUCUGGAAGCUUGUGUCUGCUACCAUUUCUUGGAUUAACAACCUUGUAACCAGGUUUAGAUAUAUGUACACACAUGUACACACACACAUCUAAACCUGUAUAUAUAUAUAUGUGUGUGUGUUUAUAUAUAUAUAUAUAUAUAUAUAUACAUAUAUACACAUGCUCAUGUAUACAUAUACUCAUACAUAUGUGCAUAUAUAUAUAUAUAUAUAUAUAUAUAUACACACACACAUACAUACACACACACACACAUACAUACACACACACACACAUACAUAUAUGGAUGUUGAAUAUCAGAUGAGCUUAUUUUGCAUCAAGAUAAGAUUGUCAUAAGAGCUAAGCAGUCAUUUGAAGGAAAGUUUUGAAACUUUGCCAUCUCUCCCUCCCUUCCUCCUGUUACCAUUGUUUUCUUCAUCCACCCUUCCCUCCUUUGCACCUCCUCUUCCUUCUCCUCCUCCUCCUCUUCUCUGUUAUGCUGAAAUGGUUGCUUGAUCUGUACGUUGGACAUGUUUCAUCUGUUGACAAGCAGGAACAUGUCACAACUCUUUAGACUUUCAUUGAAAAAUAAAUUGGAUUCUUGCAUCAUCAUAUAAACAUGUGA
Molecule: messenger RNA, 5805 nt
Organism: Octopus bimaculoides (California two-spot octopus)
Lineage: Eukaryota; Metazoa; Mollusca; Cephalopoda; Octopoda; Octopodidae
Product: folliculin-interacting protein 2
Cellular component (GO): cytoplasm
Molecular function (GO): ATPase inhibitor activity; protein-folding chaperone binding
Source: RefSeq, a predicted model, not a curated record